GUUAAGAAGGUUACAAAGGAUGAACCAGCACUAUUGUCGGAUGUAGCAGGUGAUCAUAUCUUGGUGGGUGUCUACUGGAUUAUUGUAACUUGCACAACUCAUAUGUGUUGUCUCAGAAGCGGCGAGGACAAGACACAGGAUCUAUCACCCAUGAUCAAAAAAAUCCGGUCCAUCUUCUCCGACCUACACUCAAGGAUACAUACAACAGGUUAGCCACAUAAUGAAGCAGCUCCAUUGAAUCUGUUGCACAUGCAAUAUCGUGAUUUAAUUAAAAUGGGCAACAACGCUGACCAAAAGAUCCUUGCUCAUUGUAGAGGAAAUGAUCGCAAGAAGAAAAUUGAAGGAGAUUUUCGCCAGGGAUGCUAUGCACCCUCUUAUUGACGGUUCCACCAACGAACAGGUUAGCAUCGACGUGCUGAAAGAGAAGAAUCUUCUAUUAUUCAUUUCAGGCCUGACCAUAGACGAGAAUGAUAUAUUGAAAUUGAUGUCAAUUUAUGAUGGAAAAAAGAAUGGGGACCAAUACAAAAUUGUAUGGAUCCCCAUUGUGGAGCAGUGGACCGGUAACUCGCUAAGGAAGUUUAAGAUCUUAAAGUCUAAGAUCAAGAUGCCGUGGUAUAUAGUGCAAUCCUUUUCAGCAGUAGCAGGCCUCAAGUUGAUUGAGGACCACCGCUACGACAAUGGGUCUAUUGUCUUGUUGAUGAACCCACAAGGAGACGUGGAAAACAAAGAUGCACUAUACUUGAUUCAGCGAUUGGGAAUAAAUGACUUCCCUCCGCCUAAAUGUCAAGUGGUAUUGGAAUCGAUUUACAUGAGAACACCUGGACCUUACGAUAUCGAAGAAUAUACUUUCCUCUAUGGAGGCAAGGACAAGCAAUGGAUUGAACAAUUUUCCCAGAUGGAAAAUGUUGUGGUUGAGGAUCAGCUCAUACAGGAAGUCAACAUUCUCAUCAAAUUUUCUUUCGUUGGAAGAACGUCAAAAGACCUCAAAGAGCUGGGUCUUGACAAGGAAAUUCAAAAGUUAGCAGGUUCCUUCAAGAAUGAUAGUAGAUGGGCUAUGUUGAUCAUGACCGAUGAUUCAAAGGUAAUCAGUAAAGAUGGGACGACAAUUCUGCAGGUCUUGGAGGCGUUUGAAAAGUGGAAGGUGAAUGUGCGUGAGAGAGGCUUCCAGAUUUGCUUCGAAGAGUACCAUGACAGGCUUCUUCAAACUGGUUCCCAGCCAUCGGCAUCGAGGAAUGUCUGAUUGUCCUUGUAUCGUUGAAGGGCACCAUCAGCUUUUAGUGCUGCCACACAUUGGUUGUUUUAUUAAAAUAAAACAUGUGUAUUUUGUAUUCAGAGCCUGCCAAGUGUUGAAAGAAAUGCUUGGGUGAAAGUUGUCUUUUCAUUUUAAUGAUUUGGCAGGACUUAUUUAGCUCUUUUUUAGCUUAAUUAUUUUCAACUGGUGCCAUUCUCUUCCAA
This is a messenger RNA of Alnus glutinosa, 1455 nucleotides long. Its product is annotated as protein SIEVE ELEMENT OCCLUSION B-like. Bases 320 to 1240 code for a protein of 306 amino acids. Gene Ontology annotation, biological process: phloem development. The transcript has 4 exons. The record is from RefSeq and is a predicted model, not a curated record. Lineage: Eukaryota; Viridiplantae; Streptophyta; Magnoliopsida; Fagales; Betulaceae.